This is a messenger RNA of Cryptomeria japonica (Japanese cedar), 415 nucleotides long. RefSeq lists its product as uncharacterized. Lineage: Eukaryota; Viridiplantae; Streptophyta; Pinopsida; Cupressales; Cupressaceae. The transcript has a single exon. Bases 5 to 415 code for a protein of 136 amino acids. The record is from RefSeq and is a predicted model, not a curated record.
CAGGAUGGGGAGUAGUACCAAGAACAAGAACUACACCAAGAACAAUAGCCAGAAUAAGAACCCCCGCGUUCAUGUUCUGGACACCAAGCGCGGCAACAGCAUUGUGGCCAUGUAUUGGCGUCAUCCUUAUGCCAAGUUUACGCUCCUUUAUUCGCACGACAAUGCUGCUGAUUUAGGGCAGAUGUAUGACUUGUUUCUGCAGCUCAGGAAGCAUCUCCACGUCAAUUUGAUGGGCUAUGAUUACUCUGGAUAUGGAGCUUCUACGGGUAAGGCGACCGAAUACAACACAUAUUCAGACAUUGAGGCAGUGUACCAAUGUUUGGAAACAGAGUAUGGAUUGAAGCAGGAGGAUUUGAUUUUAUAUGGCCUGUCUGUUGAUACUUGGAGCGUGGGUUGUAGUGUAUGCAAAAUGUGA